AUCGUGUUAACUGUUAAGUAACCAUCCGAGCUUAGGACGGAUACGACAUGCUACAUUACAAGAUAAAGCUGCCGAAAUCAAGACGACAUCCAGAUAGGAAACCGCCAGCUAGUUAAUGCCGCUAAGAUAUAGAACUAAGAAGAAUCUGGUGCAUAAAAGGUCGUCGCAAAUUUCCAGUAUGAAUGUACAGCAAUGUUUAAUUGUUCUAUUUUGCUGCUUCGUGGUUGCAUUAUGCAAUAAACGGAAUUGUGAAAAGUGGAGGCGAGAAGCUUUGGCUAAACGAGGCAGGCAAAUAAAUACUAGCGAUGAAGCAGCUGGUUUCGGACGCGGAGGUUACCCUGAGCCCACUGUAUCGGCCGCAGUAGGUUCAACAGUGAAGCUUGUUUGCAACCAUCUGACCUAUCUAGGGGACUCGCCUCACCCGCCCAUAGUUUCAGUGGUAUGGCUGAAAGAUGGACGACGACUUCGCGAAAUAGCGAAUAAGAAAAAAAUAGACGAUUGCAUCAAAAAGCCUUUCAUAUUCGGAACCAGGCUCACUAUUUUUAAAGCGUCGCCGAUCGACUCCGGUAACUACACAUGCAAGUAUAGUAUCGUGGAUAAAAACGCGAUUCGGUAUGAGAAGAAUACGUCUGACAACAUCGCUGUUUUCGUUGGGACGAAACGCAAUGUGACAGUAUACCGACGCGGUUGGUCGGCGAGACAUUUAAAUACUACAACCACUAGCAGAACCACAAGGAAAGAAUUUGGAAAGGAAUCCACGACUGCAAUAAUAAAAAUUAUUGCGGAAUCUGGAUGGAAUAAAGAAUUAACAGCACUCGUGAUAGUUUCUUCAUUCUGUUGCGUGUUUUUAAUCAUUCUUCUCGUCUCUUUAUGCUCGGCCGAACAAUCGUGUCCGUAUAAAGUUUGUUUGGCGGUCACUGGUCAGCGACGUCCAGUUCAAAAAGGGCCAGCAGCUUGCCCGACAGAUACCGGACUAUUGGAAGACGGCGUUCGAUUUUUUAAUGAAAAUAAAGACAUGGACGAAGAACCAACUUACAUAAACAACGAACGUUAUCGGGAUCUUUUCCCAUUUAUCAACGAAGAAGAAUGGAGAUUACUCGAGCAAAACCGAAUCGACAGAAACAGCGUUCUGUGCGGUGUUCAAUACUCCAUGCCAAUUGUGCUUGGGACAGGUAACUUUGGCCACGUAUAUAGAGGCGAGCUGACUAUGCAUGAUGGAAGUAAAAAGAUGGUGGCCGUUAAAAGGCUAAACGAUGGAUACAAGCCAAGAGAACUUGGUCAUUUUCUAUCUGAAGCUGUGACGUUGUUAAAGGCUGGACAACACUGUAACGUUGUAACUCUGGUCGGUAGUAGUUUGCUGGACGCACUUGGAAACUCGGACCGAGCGGACUCUGUAAAGAAACCUCCUAUUCUGUUGAUGGAAUUAGCAAGUGAGGGAAACUUGAAAAACUAUUUGUACGAAAGAAGACUGGAUGAAGCAUCUGUCGUAUCUUUGCCGCGAAAAAAUGGAAUGACGUCAACUGACGUGGCUGUUGGAAAGGGGAUCUCCCUAAAAGAUUUGACGUCAUUUUCGUACCAGGCAGCGAGAGGAAUGGAGCAUCUUGCUUCGAAAAAGAUCAUUCAUCGCGACCUCGCAGCACGGAACGUACUCCUGACAUCUGAUCGUGUGGUUAAGAUCGCCGAUUUCGGGUUGUCAAAGCACAUGCAGAACGAAUAUUACAAAGUACACGCUCCUGCGAUUGCUCCGGCGAAAUGGACGGCUCCCGAGGCAUUGUGGGAAAACAAAUUUUCGAUUAAAUCGGACGUGUGGUCGUAUGGUGUGCUGGUGUGGGAGAUUUUCUCCAUGGGCGAGCAACCAUAUCUAGGCGUGCCCGCUCAAAUACUAUACAGAAAACUAUCCUCGGGACUACGACUCGGAAAACCGCGAUUUUCAAAUACUGCAACAUAUUCGAUUUUACGAAAGUGUUGGUCUUGGAAACCAGAAAAUAGACCAACAUUUACAGAACUGGUUCAAUAUUUUGACGCAGCGUUGUUGUGUGUUGCACAGGCCUACAUGGACUUAGGGCAGCCAUGCAAUUCUCUUGUGACAUCUACCGACAGCAUUAGUCAAAACUCGGAGGCGGGUUCGGACUCGGUUUUUGAUUAUUCGGAAAUGAUGAGCGUCGCAAUUGAUCCGCGAAUGAUAAAUCCCUAUCCCCCCGAUUCGUCUACAUCAGCAGACACGUACAAAAAUACGUCAGCCGUGUCGAUACGUUCCGCAACCCUCGAGUCGAAGGACUCGGCUUGUAUAAUGCACAACUCUGGCGGUUCAGUAUCUACAGUAUCGGAAGAUACUGCGGCCGAAUUUACGUUCAGUGAAUUGAUUAAUCCUCUGUAUGAGGUCGAGGCGGUGGUGGAUUAAUUGAUGCACAGUGCACAUCAUAAAACACUUGCAUUUGAUGCCAUUUGUUUGUAACAGUUCAGAUCAUUUUUUACUUGCCAUUUGUUUGCUUUGUGAGUCUUGUGACCAAAUACGUCGCAAAAUAUACAACGAAAAAAAUAUUUUAAAAA
Molecule: messenger RNA, 2550 nt
Organism: Ciona intestinalis (vase tunicate)
Lineage: Eukaryota; Metazoa; Chordata; Ascidiacea; Phlebobranchia; Cionidae
Biological process (GO): multicellular organism development; protein phosphorylation; positive regulation of kinase activity
Cellular component (GO): plasma membrane; signaling receptor complex
Molecular function (GO): transmembrane receptor protein tyrosine kinase activity; ATP binding
Source: RefSeq, a predicted model, not a curated record